Messenger RNA from Eruca vesicaria subsp. sativa (arugula), 1942 nucleotides. The record is from the annotation of a GenBank genome assembly. Lineage: Eukaryota; Viridiplantae; Streptophyta; Magnoliopsida; Brassicales; Brassicaceae.
AAAAAAUCGAUAAGCAACACUUUUGCCUCUAUUUGCAUUCAUAUUCUGUGGAUUGAUUCUUCGAAGCACUAAUCGAUCUGUAGGAUUUUUUUUUGUUAACAAAUUUUGUGGAUCGAGUUAUAAUUUGUUUCUCUGUAUAGAUAAGUUUACCCACCCGAUUCUUUUGAAUAUGACCGAUUCUAGGAAGGGAGAUGCCAGAGACGAUCACCAUGAAAACGAGGAUGUAUCCAAUUCGUCUUCCACCAUCGAUGCCGCUGCAUCCGAGACGAGGAGGAUCGAAAGUAGUAAUAGUGUUUCGGAUCCUAUUGAUGACUUAGUGCUUGGGGAGGAUAUGGUUUUGAGGUGGUUACAGGCUUUGGAUAUGCAAGUCCUUGGAGCUUGUAGAGGCGACGAGAGAUUGAAGCCGUUGUUGAAGAUGAACGUAUCUAACGGAUUGGCUGAAGAUCGAUUCCUCGCUCAUCUUACUCAGCACUUUGAGCCGGGUGAGAUUGGGAUGUUGGCGAGAUGUUUUUGUAUACCUUUGGUUAGAGUGCGUGUUGGGAAGAUCACCAAGGAAGAGACUUUAAUGCGACCAACUAACAUAAGGGGUACACUGAGCCUUAUGAUCUUGCCAACAUCGGACUUGCGACUUUCUUUUAUCGGAGACAAUGGCCACUCAGAACAACUCUUUACCUACAACAGCAAAUCUCAGUGCUCUGCGGUGUCAAUUGAGGAGAUAAAUGCAGACAGCUCUGGUAGAUCUUUUCUUAUAAGGAUCGAAGAUGGCAAUGCUUUUUACUACUGGUGCUCAGAGAAGUCAAAACUUCUGGGAGCUGAGUUGUGUAGGAAGAUGAAAGACCUGAUCAAGAAGAAGCCUUCUAUCUCUGAACUAACUGGAAUUGAAGCAUCGCGUCUUGGCUCUGUUGCUUCUCAUCUCCGUUUGUACCUCACGGGUUCAGUGGUGCCUAACAUCAAAGGUCGUCUGGUCCCAACUCCUGAUUCAUCGUUUUCCUCUGGCUCUGCUGAAACAACUGCUUCCACCUCCUCGAAUGCAUCAUCAAAAUCUCGUCAAGCACGUCAUUUGGAGACUCAACUGUCAAAGUCUCAAGGAAGCCUCAGCCAUAGAUCAAGCUCCUUUGAAGAAAACACACUGAGAAACUCUUCAAAUCUACAUAGUGAAGCCUAUUUCUCAAUCUUUGAUAAUUUACCCACCACCACCAAUGUGGAGGGUUUUAUCCAGUCAGAAGGAGAAGGCGAAUCACCUCCAUUUAUCGCUUCUGAAGCUGCAGAGUUAGCACCAAGCACAAUGACCUUGCCGCCCCAGUUUCCUUUGAAGAUGGGUCCACCAGUCCUCUCUCCAUAUUACUGCUGGUGCCCUCCAAGCACCUCAUCUGCUUCUUAUCAGUUCCCUCCACUACCCAUCGAGCUACCUUUACUUCCACCACUUUCCUCCUUGUUACCAUCAUCAGGAUCAGAUGGGUUCUUGAUUCCGUCAUCCCCCCUGGAUCUCUCUGACAUCCCUCAGUUACCGUUAGUCCACGCAUCUUCAUCAUCCUCCCAGCAGAUGAUGCUUCCUAUAAUGUGCGACCCUAUCGUUCAUAUUCCGGUUAUGGAUAUAUGCUCAUCAGGUCAAGCUUAUCUGGUAAGCGCUGGACCUACGAGGAUGAUACCUACAGGCAUCCCUCCACUCCCUGUGGAGAAGAAAGACUCGUUGGUGGAGAAAAGAGCUAGAGAGACACUGCGUUUGCUCAUAAGUGGAGCCAAUGCAACAACCUCUACUCCUUUGAACCAUCACGGAAGCAGAGGUCUGUACAGUGGGACCCGAGAGGUGAGUAGUGUGAGCUUGUUUGCACCCAUAAGAAUGCAACAGCCGAGUGGAGGUGAAGGAGGAGAUGGCGGUGGCGAGAUUGUGAGCUCAGGCGAAGCUGUACUACCUGUGCCUCCCAGAGAGACUUCUGGUUAG